This is a messenger RNA of Brettanomyces bruxellensis, 1311 nucleotides long. RefSeq lists its product as uncharacterized. Gene Ontology annotation, molecular function: promoter-specific chromatin binding; RNA polymerase II general transcription initiation factor activity. NCBI's taxonomy places the organism in Eukaryota, Fungi, Ascomycota, Pichiomycetes, Pichiales, Pichiaceae. Gene Ontology annotation, biological process: transcription initiation at RNA polymerase II promoter. Gene Ontology annotation, cellular component: nucleus; SAGA complex; transcription factor TFIID complex. The record is from RefSeq and is a predicted model, not a curated record. The transcript has a single exon. The coding region runs from base 1 to 1311 and encodes 436 amino acids.
AUGGUGGAAAUGGAUGCAAAGGAACUGACAAAAGCCGGUCAGACUGAUGAAAAAAUAGUUGGAACAUCAGAAAUUAAAGAGGAAAAUAUUUCCACUUCACACAAUAUUAAUGAUGAAAAAGCUAAACAGGAUAUCACAACUGACAAAUAUGAAAGUGAGGAGGUUCAUGCAAACAAAUUCAUAGAGGAUGGAAGUAAUGAUAAUGCAGAAAAAACGGAGGGACAAACUGCGGAUAACAUUGAGAAAUAUAACGUUAUUGGGCCAGAAAAAGGCAAUACAUCCGAUGGUAAUGAAACAAAAACAAAUGACGAAUCGAAGAUAAAUAACAGUAAUGAAGGGGUCGAAGAGUCUGCUGGAGUAGGACAAGCUAAGAUUAUCUCAUCUGAAACAAAUAAGGAUAAAGAGAAUCCGAAAGAUGCCGAAGUGGUGAGUGACGAGAUAAUUAAAGAUAGUGAUAAAGUAGAAAAGAAGAAUCAAGAAGGGGAAGUCCAACUGAAAGACAAAAAGGAAAAUAGCUCAACCGAACCAACCGAAACAAAUGAUAAGUUAGAGAACAAAACUGCUGGAGGGGCAUUGUUUAGCAUUAAUGAUGUUGAUGAAUUAGAAGAAGAUGAGGAAGAGGGCAAGAAAGAAGAAACCGAAAUAUCAGAGGAAGAAACAAAUAAAAAAAAAAGACCAUCCUUGGCUGAAGAGGAUGAGGGUCCAGAGCACAAAAAGCUUAAUACUGGAAGCAUAGAAAAGGAUGAAAAAGAUGGGGGUAAGAAACUUCCACCAGAAGACAAAGACGAUCCAGCAUUAAAAAAACAGGAAGCACCAAUGCAUCAACUUCCGGAAAUUACGCGUGAAGAUAAAACAUUGGAGGAGGUGCUAGAAAUGAUGGAUGACGAAGAUUUCACACCCAUAAUACCUGAUGCGGUUACGGAUUACUAUUUGGCUAAAAGUGGAUUUUCGACUUCUAACAGAAAGAUCAAAAGACUUCUAGCAUUGGCAACCCAGAAAUUCAUAAGUGAUAUAGCUACUGAUGCAUAUGAAUACUCUCGUAUCCGAUCCAACAGUGCAGUUUACAAUUCAGCUAAUCCUCAGGUUAGGGCGAGGGCUCUCAUGACAGCUACGGUAAUGAAUAUUCAAGGAAGCAAUCCAUCAGAAAAGAGUGAUGGGGAGAAUGGUAACGCAGAAAAUGCGACAAGUUCACUGACAAAUGGUCCAGGACAGCAAGCCCAGAACCAGAAGGUUACGCUAACCAUGGAGGAUCUUAGUAGUGCUUUGGAUGAAUACGGAUUAAACGUUAACCGGCCGCAAUUUUAUAGGUGA